AAAUUUAUUGGAUUUAAAAAUGUUUGAUUUUAAUUUACAAUUUGCACGUAAUGGAGCAAGCUUCACCAGCGAACUGUUCCACCUGUUGUCCGUCGAUGGUGUUAAAAGUAACAUAAUAUUUUCACCGCUAUCUGUCCAAACAUGCGUUGCUUUAGCUUUUGCUGGUGCCCAGGGUGAAACGGCAGAUGAAAUUGCAAAUGGUUUGAAACUCGUGUCCAAUUUUCCACCAGAGGUGGCGGAGACAUUUCAAUUUGUUUUAGAAAAGUACAGGAAUAGCGAUCUUGUAAAAAUUGCAAAUAAACUUUACCUCAGAGACGGCGCGGAAUUGAAGGCAGAGUAUCAAACAGCUGUCAAAGAACAUUACCUUGCUGAAGCUGAAAAUUUGAAUUUUGCAGAAAGCAAUCUAGCUGCUGAAACCAUAAAUUCUUGGGUGAGCGAAAAAACUGAAGGAAAAAUAACGGAUUUAAUCGAACCAAGCUCAUUAGAUGAUAAUACGCGUUUAUUGCUAUUAAAUGCAAUUCACUUUAAGGGAAGUUGGGAAAAUAAAUUUGAUGAGCAGUUAACUGAAGAAGAUGAUUUUUGGACGAGUGAAGAGGAGUCUGUUAAAGUACAGUAUAUGAAGAAAAAGGCCAAAUUCGGUUACGGGUAUUUAGAGGAUUUAGAUUGCACUGCUCUUGAAAUGCCUUAUAAGGAUUCCGAUUUAUCAAUGCUUGUGUUGCUACCUAACGAACGAGAGGGUCUUAAAUCGCUUGCAGAAAAACUAAAAGGAUUUAAUUUAAUCGAUUUAGCUGACAAAAUUAAUACUGAAGAAGUACAAGUAAGCUUUCCCAAAUUUAAGGUGGACUAUUCUGUAGAAUUAACUGAUGCGCUUAAAAAGUUUGGUAUUACUAAAAUGUUCACAGACGAUGCUGAGUUCAGCAAUAUGCUCGAAUCGCCAGAAAAUAUAUUUGUUUCAAAAGUGGUGCAUAAGGCCUUCAUCGAAGUAAACGAGGAAGGAACAGAAGCGGCGGCUGCUACUGGUAUGAUUAUGAUGACUCGAUGUAUGUUGUUACCACUACAAUUUUAUGCUGAUCGUCCUUUUCUAUAUAUGAUAUGGAACAAGAAAAAUGUACUAUUUGCUGGUGCUUUUGUUACAGCUCCUACAGCAUAAAGAAUUUCUGGAAUAUAAGUUUGUGAACAUAGGUGAUUUGCGAUGCGAUAUUUUGCAAUAGUGAUACUUUAAACUAUAGUGUUAUGAUGUGUUAAGUUUAAAACUGUGCGUCAUCAGUAUAGAUUCAACAGAAUUAUUUAUUUCGUAAUAAAUUUAGUAUUAUUUAAAAGUAUCAAAAUGGAAAAGCUGAGAGAAAUAGUGAUAUUACUUUAAUUGAUAUUACUAUAUUUAUUUCUAAACCUUCAUUAAUAUGAAAUUAAUGAAACGUAUAUAAAAUUGCAACGUACAGCAUUUGUGUUCGCAUCUUCUAAAAUUUACAUAUUUAU
Teleopsis dalmanni is the source of this 1476-nucleotide messenger RNA. Its product is annotated as serine protease inhibitor 42Dd-like. The transcript has 3 exons. Bases 20 to 1150 code for a protein of 376 amino acids. Lineage: Eukaryota; Metazoa; Arthropoda; Insecta; Diptera; Diopsidae. The record is from RefSeq and is a predicted model, not a curated record. Gene Ontology annotation, molecular function: serine-type endopeptidase inhibitor activity.